UAGACAGUUAACCAAGCUAAAGGUAAAGGUGUAAAUGAGCAGUCUGGCAAGUAGCCAGCGUGCUUUGUGGACAGGCAGAGUGUCAGGUAAACAAGGAGGCUGCACUCCCUGUCUGCUUUAACAUUGUUGUAGGAGAAAUACAGGCAGUGUCAGUAAAAAGGAAAGGAACCUCUUAGAUCGGCCUCUAUUCUCUGCUGCCCUCUCACUGACACAAACACACACAGAAAGAGACUGAGGCAACUACAGGGGGGCUCGACCAACUCAGCAUUGCAAGCCAUAGGUAACACAAGAUCCGGAUCCAGUGCAGCAUUAACUGUGCCGUCAUGGCAUAUCGGAUAGUGUGUGAUGCCCAGGGGGGCCCACUGGACGCUGAGGGUUUGAAUUGGGAUCUGGACAAAGAGGAAUUACAGGAACCAGGGUCCAGCAUUGAUCGCAUGCAGAUGCAACACGUUGACUGCCAGAGUUCAGGUUGUUCAGACCCUGGUCCUGACCCUGAUCCUGAGCUGAUGGAGCCAAUCCAGCCUUCUGUCUCAGUUUCACCACACGGACGGUUUGAACGACUCCAGGAAGAUCCCAACUAUAUUUCCCACUUUACCAGAAAUCCAGGCCACAAAGGCCAGAGACGACUCCCCUGUUUUGUACUCAGAUACUUCCUGGCAGGGUUGGGACUUUUUGUCCUGGGUGUCUUGGUAGGCUGGUUCACCCAUACAUCUUCAACCAAACAACCUCUUGUUCCACCUGAAACCUCGGACCUGCUGGAAGAGCUGCUGAGAGGAAUCAAAGCUGAAAAGAUAGAUGCCCUUCAAAAGUCUUUCUCCAGCCUUUCAGAUGAGAGUGAAGAAUCCAGAGCCAGGUACCUGUACAGGCAGUGGGUCGGACUUGGUUUGACUGAUGUCCAGCUGUCCAAUCACACAGUUCUCUUCAGCUUGCCUGGUUCCACCCCCAACACCAUCACUGACAAGUCCAGUCACCAGUGUUUCCUACCUAGUGGGGUUCCCUGUGACCAGCGAGGACGAAACGACCUGCUGAAGCAGCAGCAGCUGUUUGCCUACGCAGCCUACUCCGCCGUAGGCAGCGUGCAGGGGGAGGUGGUGGAUGUCCAGUAUGGAACUGUGGAUGACCUGAGGAGAGCCAAAGACAGCCUGAACCUCACCAACCAGAUAGCUGUGGUCAAGCUUGGCAAAGCACCUUUAUUGUACAAGCUUUCCCUGUUAUCUGAGUUGGGUUUUGGAGGCGUUCUGGUCUACAUUGACCCCUGUGACGCCCCCCUCAGCCACCACACAUGGCAUCAAGCCUUCAGAGUUACACUGAAUCCUGGAGGAAACCCUGCCGCCGCUGGUGUAGGAGGAAAUCUGACACAUUUGCUGGUUCAGCCCAUCUCUGCCUUCCUGGCCAAGACUUUAUUGUCCUCUUCUUCCACGAGCCAAGGAGACACGUGUAUUCCUCUAGCCAUUCCUCCAAACACAGAGCCAAAGAAGAUAACUCUGACCGUUGGAAACCAGCUGUCCUACAAGAAGAUUUACAACGUUGUGGGAUAUCUAAGAGGAAGAAGGAACCCAGAUCGCUAUGUGUUGGUUGGCAGUCACCAUGACAACAGCCAGGGAGGCGGGACCUCAGCCAUAACGAAUCAGCUCAUUGCUGCACUGACGGAGCAGACCAAGCAGGGAUGGGUGCCGGACCGUACCACCGUGUUCUGCUCCUGGGGAGGGUCAGCCUUGGGAAACAUUGGGUCCUAUGAGUGGGGAAAGGAUAACAGCGUUGUCCUGCAGAGCAGUGCUGUGGCCUACGUCAGUCUGAACUCUCCAGUCAGAGGGACGGAAACUCUCAGAGCUACAGCUUCUCCCACACUGCUGCAGCUCACCUCAGAUAUACAGAGGAGGCAGUUGCUGAGUUGCAUCCGUGGAGGGAACUGCCCAGGACCCAACGUCAGCUCCUUGCAGUUGCCCGGAGACGUGAGUUUCUUCGCCAAUGAACUGGCUGUGCCCACCAUGGAGUUCGCCUUUGAGCAGACUAAAGUAGAGGAGACCACCAGUUUUCUGUCGGAGGCCCAAUUUUAUGCUGAGUCACCAGGAUCUCUGGACCCAUUGUUCAAGUUCCACGAGACAGUCGCUAAGAUGACGGCUGAAGCCAUUCUCCGCCUGGUCAGUGAUCCAGUGCUCCCAUUCUACCCUCUGGACGUCGCUCUGGACGUUCAGAACAAACUCAAAGACAAGAGUAUGGUGUCUCCGCUCCUGCUGUCCUCAGCAUCCUCCUUCAGAGACCACGCAGCAUUCUUCCAGUCAGAAACGAUGCGGCCGGCCAAUGACCCGAAGGAGCGCGAACCCGCCCACGUACGGAUGCUGAAUGAUGUACUUCGUGACCUCGAGAAGAGCUUCGUCAUCCCACAGACACCGCCUGGAGUGUACAGGAAUCUGUUAUACAGCCUUCCAGGAAAAUCUCCACAGUUUUCCAUCCUCACGUUCUCCCAGGAAGCCGUCCUGCACUGCAGCGUGACCAGCAGAGCCGUGAAGUACAACUCUGCAAACCAGGAAGUAGUUUGCCACAGCAGCAUGAACCAGUCUCUGUCUGUCCUCCUGAGAGCCAUCCGGUCUGCCGAGCGGCUGCUCUGCUUCGGCUUAGACUUGUUUGAAAAUUACCCAAAUGACACAAAAUGACAGACUCGGCCAAAACUGACACCAAUUAGGUAAAUGAAGAUCAAUAAACCCUCUGUCCUCCAAUUCUGCUUGUCAUAUUGCAGCCCCACAAAGGUUUUAGCCCCUUUUUUAAAUGACUUUCAUAUCCAGGGUUGUUGAAAAUGCUGUCUGAUUAAUGAAUGUACUGAACUUGUUGCACACCAGCUCUUAGAUAUGCAAAUACUACGGACACGGUGGGGCCAUUUAAAUUGCACUAAAGCUUCAACCAGUAAUUAUAGACGUACGCUUAAUUCUUUUAAAUCAGCAUCACUGAACAUUUGCUUCUAAAACAUGGUGAAAAAGAUUUUUUUUCUCUUUGUUUUACUAACCCUGGCACAGGAAGAUGUUCCAGAACUUCUCCUUUGAUUUUUAUGUGUAACAGGGAAGAAAACAUGGCGUAAAUUUUCAGGCAACAUUAACCCUUUCAGUGAUCCGUUGCUUUUUCUGUCACAACCAAUCUUCUCUGGACAUGAUGUAAAGAUUCACCUUUUUGCCCACAGAACCCUUUUUUUUAUAAAAUAUUGUGUUUUGUCUUCCUCAGAAUGGCCAAAGAUUUUAGAAUUAGUUGAAAGUUGAAGUUUUUUUUUACCUUUAUUCAUCCAGAUGAAAGUCGAUGAGACCCUAAUCUCUUUCAAAAGGGUGACCUGGCCACAAGGCCAACACCUCACAUCAACAUAAAACAAUUAAACAGUGAAGCUAAAUCACAUUUCUUUAGUGUGACGUCAGUAAAGCUUUUCGAGUCCGAGCCGUUCUUAUUGUUUCAUCUGUUUGGCUUUUUACUUUUGAUAAACAAUAAAUGAGAAAUAAACCUGAAAACAGCUGCUGAUGUAAAAAAAUUCAAAGGUUAUAGCAUUUUCUUCUCGUGUAGCAGCUUAUCAGCAAAAACAAUGUUUAAAAGAUGUGCUGUGUGUUUGGAGCUGACUGUGAUGAAGCCAUGAAAUCAUGAAAUGAACACACAUUUAUCUAUCAGUUCAAACGGUGUAAUAAAUUCACUUUCACAAAACUUUCACAUGACAGAAAUUAUACAGCAUUAACAACAAAAGGACCAGAACAUGUCCAGCUCAGUGUGUGCAUUCAUUAAUGAUAACGGUGACCAUGAAUCUGGCUAUUAAAGCUCAGGAGAAAAGCAACCAAUCAAAGCACAGCUGCUGAAAAGGUCGUUCAGGGCAGGUACUGCUGCUUCGAGGCAGGUGGAUUAGUGCCUUCUGAAAUCUGAACCCUAGAAACAUCCAUCCCGUCAUGUGGAGACAUAAACAUGUUGAAAAUUCACAGUUAAUCUGUAAAUGACUCACCGUCCACCUGUUCAACUUCCUGUUAACACAGAGAACCAGCCAAUCACAUGGCAGCAUCUUGCUCAAGUUCAACCUGAGCAUCAGAAUAAGGAAGAAAGGGGAUUUAAGAGAAAACAUGUCCAGGCAUGAAGCAGAUGGGCCACAGCAGCAGAAGACCAACAUGAAAGAUCCAUCCUGCCCGCUCAGCAUGCUGCUGAUGGUCUGAUGGUGUUGAGGAGCUUUUUUUGGCCCACUUUGGGUCCCGUAGUACCAACAUGGCAUGGUUUAAUCUUAACUUUCCAGCUCAGCUGCUUUGUGGCGCCACCGUGCAUCAGAAACGUCUUCUUGGCUUUAUUCCAGCCAUAGAGGAGCAUUAUUUUU
Molecule: messenger RNA, 4324 nt
Organism: Melanotaenia boesemani (Boeseman's rainbowfish)
Lineage: Eukaryota; Metazoa; Chordata; Actinopteri; Atheriniformes; Melanotaeniidae
Product: inactive N-acetylated-alpha-linked acidic dipeptidase-like protein 2
Exons: 17
Coding region: 324-2654 (776 amino acids)
Source: RefSeq, a predicted model, not a curated record